UAUAAUUGAUACCAGCGCAUGCCAUUCUAAUGAUCAAAACCGCGCUUUGAUAAGUCUUAUAUAUGUACUGAGUUUUAUCGUAAUUUUUUGUCAUAGAGAUUUUUGUGUUCGUUAACAGUGUUCAUUAUUUCUAUCAAUUGAAGUUUUGACAACUUUAAAUUUGAAAAUCGUUUUUCGACCGGAGGAAAACCAACAAGUGAAAAACAACAGACUCGUCUGUCAUAGUAGUACCAUAGUAGCGAAACAAGACAGAAGAAAAAGCUGUGAGAAUGGGUUUGGACAAGACUAAAGUGAUCAGGAGCCACUACGACAGGAGGGUCGUGUCAGAUAACGAUUGCAAGAAAGUGGCAAACAUGAAGAACCUCGACGAUGACACCUUCACUGUCAUCAUUGACAUUUUCGUGCAAAUGGACACGGACAAGGGCGGCUCAAUAAGUGUCAGUGAGUUACAGAAGGGGUUGUCGUGUGUGGGCGUAGACCUCACACAGAAACAGUUUGAGGAGAAGAUGGCCAAGUUUGACCUUGACAGUAAUGGGUUCCUGGACAUUGUGGAGUUUACAAAGUACUGCAUUGAUGCGAUGGGAGACAACAAGGACCCCAAGGGCAACUUGAUGAAGGCACUGCAGAAGUUCGAUAAAAAGAAAGUCGGAUACCUGAAUGACUCACAAAUCAUUGAAAUCCUGUCCUCGCUUGGAAACGAGAAGAUCAGCAAAGAUGAAGCCAAGCAGAUAGUAAAAGAUGCCGACAAGAACGGAGAUGGGAAACUGCAGAUAGAGGAGUUUGCUGACUUCCUCCUCCAAGACACACCCCAGCAGAAGGGCAAAAAUAAGUAAAACAGAGAAAGAGAGAGCUGGAAACUAAGAUUGAGAAUCAAGUCUGAACAUUUCGCCUACUAUGAAACUUUGUUAUUAAGAACGCAUUUUUAAUGAAUCGCUAAAUAGUAAUAAAAUUUGUGCUCUUUGAUCAAA
This is a messenger RNA of Symsagittifera roscoffensis, 968 nucleotides long. Its product is annotated as troponin C, skeletal muscle-like. Lineage: Eukaryota; Metazoa; Xenacoelomorpha; Acoela; Convolutidae. The transcript has 5 exons. Bases 270 to 833 code for a protein of 187 amino acids. Gene Ontology annotation, molecular function: calcium ion binding. The record is from RefSeq and is a predicted model, not a curated record.